Messenger RNA from Lottia gigantea (owl limpet), 763 nucleotides. RefSeq lists its product as hypothetical. The transcript has 15 exons. The annotation marks the transcript as partial. The record is from RefSeq and is a predicted model, not a curated record. Lineage: Eukaryota; Metazoa; Mollusca; Gastropoda; Lottiidae.
GUGGUAAUGAUGGACGGCCUGGCGAACCAGGAAAACCAGGCGACAUAGGAGAGGCAAUUAUUGGUCCUGUCGGUCCGAAAGGUGACACUGGUGAACCUGGUCUUCGUGGUUUGGAGGGCAGACGAGGGAGAGCGGGACCCCGUGGAGCUCCCGGUGAAACCCCACAGAAGGGAAAUAAAGGUGAAGUAGGUACUACUGGAGAAAAGGGAGAGAGAGGUGCAAGAGGGUUUACUGGUGGAGAAGGUCCUCCUGGUCCCCCUGGUUUGCCUGGAAGACCAGGUAUUCCGGGAGAAACUGUUACCUCAAAUAGGAUAGAGCCACUUCCGAUUGGUCCACAAGGUUCUGAAGGUCCAGAGGGUCCGCCAGGCAAAACAGGUCCCAAGGGCCAGAAAGGUGAAAGGGGUACAUUAGGAAGGAAGGGACUGAAGGGUGACAAGGGUGAAACUGGAGGACAAGGUCUUUCUGGUUCCGAUGGUAUACAGGGGCCAGAAGGUGAAGCUGGACGAACUGGUUCUAAAGGAGACAAAGGAUCUCGCGGUCAAGAUGGACGGCGAGGUCAGCGCGGCGCACCGGGUAGCCAAGGUCCGACGGGACGAACUGGAGAUCCUGGUAAAACUGGAAGUAAAGGAGAUUCUGGUGCAAGGGGCCCACCUGGACCGCCUGGUAAUCCUGGAUUAGGAUCAGCGAAGGGACAACUGGGUCCUCCUGGACUACCAGGACCUCGUGGUCCACCUGGCGUUAAAGGGGACAAGGGUCUAGCUGG